Messenger RNA from Pestalotiopsis fici W106-1, 1110 nucleotides. RefSeq lists its product as uncharacterized. Lineage: Eukaryota; Fungi; Ascomycota; Sordariomycetes; Amphisphaeriales; Sporocadaceae. Gene Ontology annotation, molecular function: dioxygenase activity. The coding region runs from base 1 to 1110 and encodes 369 amino acids. The transcript has a single exon. The record is from RefSeq and is a predicted model, not a curated record.
AUGGCACCAGGUGCUCUGCUCAAUGAUGCGCCGGAAGAGGUUGUCUUCCACGCCGGCAAGGGCAAGCAGUCGCGCCCAGUCCUACGGGGGUCGGAUAUGAAACCGACUUUUGAGCGACUGCCAGAGGUUGACUUCAGCCUCGCGUCGUCUCCUCAGCUUGCCGAUCGUCAAGCCGUGGCGCGUCAAGUGAGGGAGGCUUUUACCGAGGUGGGCUUCAUGUACGCGACAAAUACCGGCAUCAGUGCUUCGUUGCAGACGCGGGUUACAGAUGUGAUCAAAGAGUUUUUCUCGCAGCCGCUCGAAGAGAAGAUGAAGAUCCACAUCAACAAGUCUCCCACGAUCAAGGGGUACGAAGCACUUCUAGAAACGCGCCUGGACGACCGCACGGCAGGCGAUCUCAAGGAGGCCUGGAACAUGGCCGAGGACCCGUUCGAGCCCGAGCAGAACGCGCCUCCAGAUCUGGAUCUGUCGGCGUACCCUUCGCCGCCGCUCACUCAAUGGCCCGAACAUCCGGCGGAAUUUCGCAAAACCAUUUACGAGUAUCGAGCCGCAGCGCAAGCCUUCUCCGAAACCUUGCUGCGAUUGAUAGCCCUGUCACUCGAUCUCGAAGAGAAUUAUUUUGAUUAUAUGACUUCCUUCCCCAUGGCGGGACUACGUGCUCUGCACUAUCCACCACAGCCGGUGGCGGCCGACAACCAGAUCGGCAUCGGCGCCCACGCAGACUAUAGCUGGUUUACCCUGGUCAAUCAGCUCACCGAUACGCCCGCGCUGGAGGUGUUGAACGCAAACGGGCACUGGGUACCGGCACCGCCCAUUGACGGCAGCCUUGUGGUCAAUGUUGGAGACUUUCUUGAGCGGGCAACCAAUGACAAAUUUGUGAGCACAGUGCACCGUGUGCGGAAUAUCAGCGGCAGGGAGCGCUACAGUCUAGCAUAUUUCUUCAGUCCUAGCCAAGACGUCAUGAUCCGGACACUACCAACAUGUCUGGACGAGGGAGAGAAGCCGAAAUACGAUGACAUCAAGGCCGGUGACUGGCAGACGCAGAGAUUGCUGAGGGCGAGGGUCAACCAUCCGGCUAGUAAGGCAGCAAAGGAGAGAGGGGAGAUCUGA